Messenger RNA from Tupaia belangeri chinensis (Chinese tree shrew), 494 nucleotides. RefSeq names its product ATP synthase inhibitory factor subunit 1 (gene ATP5IF1). NCBI's taxonomy places the organism in Eukaryota, Metazoa, Chordata, Mammalia, Scandentia, Tupaiidae. Bases 65 to 385 code for a protein of 106 amino acids. Gene Ontology annotation, cellular component: mitochondrion. Gene Ontology annotation, molecular function: ATPase inhibitor activity. The transcript is spliced from 3 exons. Gene Ontology annotation, biological process: negative regulation of ATP-dependent activity. The record is from RefSeq and is a predicted model, not a curated record.
UGCGUAGCUACCCUCCGCUGUUCGCGCGCACCGACAGCACCCGAGAGGAACUGCGGCGGCGACCAUGGCAGCCUCGGCGCUGGCGGUACGGGCGCGGCUCGGCGUGUGGGGCGUGAGGGCCGCGCAGGCCCGCGGGUUCAGCUCCAGCCAGCCUGAUGAUCUCGACCGGGGCGCGGGCUCGAUCCGGGAAGCCGGCGGGGCCUUCGGGAAGAGGGAGCAGGCCGAGGAGGAGCGUUACUUCCGGGCGCAGACUAAGCAGCAGCUGGCAGCCCUGAGGAAACACCACGAGGAAGAGAUUGCCCAUCAUCAGAAGGAGAUUGAGCGUCUGCAGAAGGCGAUCCAGCGGCACAAGGAGAAGAUCAAAGUGCUAAAACAGGAUGAUUAAGCGCACACAGCCCGGCAGAGGGGCACACUGCCCUGUAGGCCUGGGUCUGCUUUGCUUCAGGCUGUCUGUGUGCUGCCGACAAUAUAAUAAAUUGUCCUGCUGACCUGUG